ACAAUGUUCAAUCGUCCGAGGGCCGAAAUCUCCACACGUUUAGUCAUUCAGUCAGAUGAGCCAGCUGUUGUAUCAGAUCGCUUCACGAGCUCAGGGCGAUUGUAAGGACUUUAAAACAAUGCUUAUGUUAACUUUGUGUUAAAAUAGCCCGAGGUUGAUCGCAGUUAUGAUGUUUUGGCAUCAAAUAAAUAGAUAGACGGAUGGAUAGAUGAACGCUACGCGGUUUAGUUUUGAUGAGUGAUCGGACGGAUCACCGGCGUGCUGAACGGAUUCAGUCUGAUCUAUGCAGGUCUGAGAUGGAUAUAGUCAUGCGUCCCUCCAGGGGGGCCCGACCUCAACCAAUUUCCUGGCUGCAGGUCCUGUAUUUGAUGCACGUCUGGACCUGUUUACAAGCUCAGGUAUUGAAAACCACUCGAUGGCCGCUGUAUUCGGGCAAGCCUCUGCUGUUGGCUUGGAACGCCCCCACUGAAGACUGCAGACCUCGCCACGAUAUUAACUUCCAGCUCGACCAGUUUCAGAUCGUGGCGUCUCCGAACGAGGGCUUUACAGGGCAGAACCUCACCAUCUUCUAUAAGGACCGUUUGGGCUUGUACCCUUAUUACGAAGGGGAUGGCACCGCGGUCAACGGCGGGCUUCCGCAGGUCUCCAGCAUUACGCAGCAUGUACAAAAGAUGCCAGAUGGCGUCAAAAAAUACAUCAAGGACUCCAAAGGCCUCGCCGUGAUUGACUGGGAGGAGUGGCGGCCCCUCUGGAUACGUAACUGGGGCCCUAAAGUAAUUUACCGUGACCACUCUCAACGCUUAGUUUCUGAGAAAAACCCAACCUGGCCCCAGGAUCAGGUGACCAAAGUGGCCCAGCAGGAGUUCGAGCUCUCGGCCCGUAAAUUCAUGUUGGAAACUCUCAGAGAGGCCAAGAGACUGCGGCCCCAUCAGCUCUGGGGGUUCUAUCUAUUUCCUGACUGCUACAACCACAAUUACCAAACCAACCUGACAAAUUACAUGGGACACUGUCCAGAUGUGGAGGUAAAGAGGAACAAUGAGCUCACGUGGCUCUGGAUGGAGAGCACAGCUCUUUAUCCGUCUAUAUACAUGGGAAAGAUGCUGAAGGACAAGGUGUCCGGAAAGCAGUUCGUACGGAACCGGGUCAAAGAGGGGAUGAGACUGGCGUCUGUCGGGGACGGUGCGGCCAGGCCUGUGUUUGUCUACACGCGGCCCACUUACGGAAGCCCCACUCCUCCUAGUAACCCCUCUGAACUUCUGCUGCUGUCAGAGAUGGAUCUGGUGUCUACUAUCGGCGAGAGUGUGGCAUUGGGUGUCGCCGGCGUUAUCUUUUGGGGCGAUUCCACGUAUGCCAGCAGUCGUGCGAGCUGUUACACACUUAACGAAUACCUGCGAGGGCCGCUGGGUCAGUACCUCCUCAACAUCACAACGGCCGCAGAGCAGUGCAGCCGGGAACUCUGCAACUUUCGCGGACGCUGCCUCCGCAAACAACCCGACACGGACACUUACCUGCAUCUGAGCCCGAGCACCCACAGCAUAGAGCGCCGGGGGAACACUCUGAAAGUCUCGGGGCAGAUGGGAACGGAAGAACGCAACCGCUUACGAGAAGAGUUCCAGUGUCAGUGUUACAAUGGGUACAUGGGUGAGAACUGUGGCCAGAGUGAGCUGAAAAACAGGGCGAUGGUGUUUUGGACCACCUAUUUGCAGGUUCUUCUGCUACCGCUGGUACUGUUGGGGUUCCUACAGUGAGGCGGGGAGAACUACUCUGAGGAUACAUUUGACCUGAGAUGGGCUAGGUUGACAGGAGACGGAAGACUUUUGUUAGUAUUUGGAGAAGUGGAAUAGCCGAAACCACAAAAGCGGUCAGAAAAAAUGUUGGACGCUUUGUGCAGAAUAGCGAUGGCUUUGUGGGGUUGUUUGAACACAGAGCCCCCUGCUGUAUGGGAGGCUGAACUGCAAGCGGACAGAAUUCUUCAGUUUGUUAGUGUUGUAUGAAUGACACGUUAACUGUGUUUGCGUGCCUUUUUUAUAUAAAUGAUGUGCUGGAAGUCUGUCAUCCAAGGCCUUUCAUUUUUAUAACUUGUGUAAAACCGUGACCUUAUUUUGUGCUGCCAAAAAUAAAAAAAUGUGUUAUCGUGACACUGCUGCCUCAUCAAGGCUUGUUGGGUGAGUUUCACAUAAUCUGUUAAGAUGUCUGGGUCAUGUUUGUAUAUUCAUUUUACUGUAAUGGGUGCAGACGUUUUGCUACAAUAUGCGUCAUUUUCAUGAACUCUAUUUUUUGAAACACUUGUAAAAUAUGACGUUUUUGACCUACUUCAUCAGAUUCACACUUUGACCGCUGCUGGAUGGUGAGAAAUGAUUUGCUUAACUUGCUCAUGUAAAUAUCAAGUCAGUAUAUCGCAGAUUUUUUUGUCUUGAUGCCUUUAAUUUCCUCUUUUUCUAUUUACAUCUGCAGGAUAAACUGGUUAUAUAUAUAUAUAUAUAUAAUAUAAUAUAUAUAUAUAGAACUAAGUUGGAAUGAAAUGUCAGAUCUGUUUUUGUCGUACGGCCGUCAGAAACAUGAUCCUGUGUUGUUUGACAUGUUGGAAGAACCAUGUGACCAUAAAACUGUGUUUGUAUUGGUUGUCGUUGUGGUGCCUAAUGCCGUUUACGUUAAUUCGUUAUUUAAAAAAAAAAAAUAUAUAUAUAUUAUGUAAGUUUGGGGCAGUCGUGGCCUAAUGGUUAGAGAGUCGGACUCGUGACCAGAAGGUUGCCGGUUCGAUCCCCAGGGCCGGCUGUAACGACUGAGGAGCCCUUGAGCAAGGCACCUUACCCCUACUUGCUUCACUACUCUCUGGAUGGGUUAAAUGCAGAGGUCACAUUUCGGGUAUGGGUCACCAUAUCUGACUAAUAGGUCACUUUCACUUUUUUUUCACUUUAAGUAUACAAGAGCUUUUACUUCCAGAAUGAGCUUCAUCAGGUGUUUGAGAGUUUAUUAUUAUUCUGAAAUUGUCUGUUUAUAUUUUUGCAAUAAAUCUUGUAAGAUUUAA
Molecule: messenger RNA, 3028 nt
Organism: Triplophysa rosa
Lineage: Eukaryota; Metazoa; Chordata; Actinopteri; Cypriniformes; Nemacheilidae
Gene: hyal2b
Product: hyaluronidase 2b
Exons: 4
Coding region: 234-1748 (504 amino acids)
Biological process (GO): carbohydrate metabolic process; hyaluronan catabolic process
Molecular function (GO): hyaluronoglucuronidase activity; hyalurononglucosaminidase activity
Source: RefSeq, a predicted model, not a curated record